AUGGAGCAAUAUCUCCCGGGAGUACAAUGUCCGGUUGUAUUCAGCGGUGAAGAACGGGAGGUUGCUAUGACAGAAUCGCAGAAAUGGAAUGAGUCUGAACAGCUACUGUCGCGCGUCAGAGAGCACCUUCGUAUUGAUCAAAAAGGCGGGACCCUGCCAUAUAAUUACAAGUGGGCAGUAGAGGGCAAUCAGCAAAUUCGGAUGGAAAUGGUUCGGCAAGCCGACGUGGGCGAGCGGGAGAUCAGUUGGCGCAAUUGGCCAUGCAAAGACAAAGAGGAUGAGAGCACGUCUCCUCCCGGGGAUAACUAG
Molecule: messenger RNA, 309 nt
Organism: Penicillium verhagenii
Lineage: Eukaryota; Fungi; Ascomycota; Eurotiomycetes; Eurotiales; Aspergillaceae
Product: mitochondria protein Fmp29
Exons: 1
Coding region: 1-309 (102 amino acids)
Source: RefSeq, a predicted model, not a curated record